CUUCUAGCUCCAUUAUUUCUUCAAAAAACCUUCAAGACCCCCAAAAAUCUAUUCCUACUCAUCAUGGCUUCUUUUCGCACAACCGGAGUGGCACUAGUCACUGGCGCUGCGAGUGGAAUCGGGCGCGGGGCAGCAAAUGCUCUUGCUGAAGCUGGCGCUAGAGCCAUCGUCUUCGCAGACAUCGAUGAGGCCGGCGCUGCGAAGGCCUCUGAUGAAAGCAGGAAGUUUGCGACAAAUCCAGAGUACCAGACGCGUGCCUACGCUCUCGAUGUCACAGAUCCAAAGCGGGUCGAUGCAGUUAUUAAGGAGACGUAUAAAGAGUUUGGAAGAAUUGAUUACUUGGUGAAUAGCGCUGGAAUAGAUACUCUCGCUUAUGCCGCCAUCCCCGAUAAUGAUAUGGACGACUACGAAAGGGUCAUGGCCACAAACGCCCGUGGCAUGCUGCUUUGCUCUCGCGCCGCAGUCAAGGUCAUGGAGAAGCAGGAGCCUCGCACCUUUGCAACGAAGUUGGGAGCUACGAGAGAUCUUGGACGCGGGACGAUCAUCAAUGUCACGUCUGUACUCUCGUAUGCGGCCGUUCCUGGGAAGGUGGCAUACAUCGCCUCGAAGCACGCCGCGUUGGGAAUUACAAAGGGCACGGCGCAAGAUGCCGUGGGUAAAGGCAUCCGCGUCAAUGCCGUCUGCCCUGCCUGGGUCAACACCGCUAUACAUGAGGCUGAACGCAAGAAAUUCCCGCCAGUGCAGGACUUUGUCAAAGCAGCAUCGCCAUUGGGUCGACCAGCGGAGCCGGAGGAAGUCGGAGAGGGCGUGGUCUAUCUUUGUAGCCCGGCGGCUUCUUAUGUCAAUGGGAUUGGCCUGAUCAUCGACGCGGGGCUUACCUUGACCGUCCAUCUAGGGAUUUGAAGACGGACAGAGCGACGGGUACAAAGUGGAUGGAUGCAAAUGGAACCGCGCUCUCCUUACGCUUUCAUACGGUAACGCCAAAGUAAUUUUGAUGUAACCUCGUUUUCUACGUAGGACUCGUUUGGAACUCUCAGGCAUGGGGUGAGACUAGUGCAUGAGGCUGGAAC
Molecule: messenger RNA, 1070 nt
Organism: Trematosphaeria pertusa
Lineage: Eukaryota; Fungi; Ascomycota; Dothideomycetes; Pleosporales; Trematosphaeriaceae
Product: NAD(P)-binding protein
Exons: 4
Coding region: 64-903 (279 amino acids)
Molecular function (GO): oxidoreductase activity, acting on the CH-OH group of donors, NAD or NADP as acceptor
Source: RefSeq, a predicted model, not a curated record